Molecule: messenger RNA, 1530 nt
Organism: Dalotia coriaria
Lineage: Eukaryota; Metazoa; Arthropoda; Insecta; Coleoptera; Staphylinidae
Exons: 3
Coding region: 266-1366 (366 amino acids)
Source: RefSeq, a predicted model, not a curated record
GACCUAAACACGCAGGGGAUAAACAUUUUGAAAUUUAAAAAUAUAUUUUUUAAGCUCUGCUUAAAUAAUAUUAUAUAAUAGAUACAUAGAACGCAAUUGAUUAAUUGUUUUGAAUUUUAAUUGGAUUAAAUAUAUAAUUAAAGUGCUUGGAAGAUAUUAAAAAUUGAUCAGUUAUUUCUGCAGGAAUCUGUCACAUAACCAACAUUUUUCUUAAACGGACAGUUAAACUAAUAUUUAAUUUAUUUCUCAUUGAUUGGGGCACAAAAUGUCCUCUUAUGAAGAAUGGACUUCUAUGUUCUCACCAGAAAUGGAAAAUAUUGGCAUGGGCAAGUCAAAGCACUUAAAAAAGUUGGAUUUACUAUUGCAUGUCUUUGACAAAGAAAUUUCAAAUAUAAAAUAUUACCUACACACUGAGUACAAAACUGUUGAGUAUAUUGAAUCCCUACAGAAAGAAAAAACAAAUACCCAGAAAAAGAAAUCACCAUUGAGUUGUACAAACUUUGCUAAACCAUCUAAUAUUAGAUUGAAAAAGACUCCAAAACCACCUCCAGCUGUAUCUAAUAUAAUAAAAGCACCACCUAAAGAGAGUCCAGACAUGUUCUUCAAUCAAACUGUUGAAGAAAACAACUUAGAUCAAAAUAUACAUCUAUCAGACAGUGAUACAAUCAUGUCAAGUCCAGAGAAAUUCAGCCCAAAGAUCAAGAAAAAACGCAUUUUACGUUUAAACAAAACAAAGGAGUUGGCGGAAAAUCAUCAACCAGUAACUAUUAGAACACCACCAAUAGAACUUGAAAUAGAUGAUGUGAUUGAAUCAACACCUGAGGUGAAGAGCUUUAAAAAAUCUCUAAGAACAUCAACAAAAAAGAAACUCUUUGAGAGGACUGCACCUAAAUCAUCUCAAAGUAUGUGCACCUUAUCACAACUUUACAGGAAGAACACUCAAAGAAACAAAAGUGCAACUGCAUCAAUGAAAUGCAAAAACAUUCCACAGGUAUUAACUGAACUAAAUACUGACAAUAAUGCAACCUUGAUUAACAUGGAACAUUCACAAAACAGUUAUAUUAAAAUAGAUGAAUUGUUUGAUAAAGUCUCAAACCUUAAUAAUACUGAUGAGGACACGGAAAUAAUUAAAAGAUUUCAAGAGCCUGCAGAAAAACGAAACUGCAGGUUCUGUGAUAUGAAAGGCAGUCCGUGCAGAAAACAUAUGAUUCAAGUUGAACUAAAGGAGCCAAAUGACACAUUUUCUGGAUUUUGGGAUUUGAACUUCACCGCAAAUAAACCGAAAACGAAUUCUGAUGACAUUCCGAAAGAUAAAGAUGAUGAUAAUAAUUCGACAGUACUCAACUUCUUCGGAGGAAACAUGUGAUAUUUGCAGCACUUUAAUAAAUAUUACUAUGUUAUCUAUCGGAUACACAUUUAAUUAUAACGCUCACAAAUUUAAUCACAGAUAAUCUUAUGUAUAUUAAUGUAUGUGUUCAUUUGCAAUACGAUUGUUAUCAAUUAACUCAUAAAUGAGAAAUGAAAUAUGUA